Molecule: messenger RNA, 5759 nt
Organism: Poecilia reticulata (guppy)
Lineage: Eukaryota; Metazoa; Chordata; Actinopteri; Cyprinodontiformes; Poeciliidae
Gene: cps1
Product: carbamoyl-phosphate synthase 1, mitochondrial
Biological process (GO): L-arginine biosynthetic process; L-glutamine metabolic process; 'de novo' pyrimidine nucleobase biosynthetic process
Cellular component (GO): carbamoyl-phosphate synthase complex; cytoplasm
Molecular function (GO): metal ion binding; carbamoyl-phosphate synthase (glutamine-hydrolyzing) activity; ATP binding
Source: RefSeq, a predicted model, not a curated record
UGCAACUUUUCAAGCGCCCACUUGAACUGUUAGCCGGUGGCCACUGAAUACACGAGGAGAAGCUCGUAACUAUUUCCCUCAACAUUUAAGAUAUUUUAAAUAGCAUUCGUUUUUACCACAUUUUCGUUCAGACUUGCCCUCCUUGUUCGCUAUUUGCCUCCCGUGCCAUUUUAUGAACAGUGUGACUUUAGGUUACUAUGACCAAAAUCUUGUUGGCUUGCGGCGUGGUUAAAUCUCUGAGACAAGGAUGGAUGAUUUGCAGGGAAGUGAGGAACACGUCAGGCUGGCCGCGACUUCAGUCUGCGAAACUUUUUAGUGUCAAGGCACAGACGGCGCACCUGGUCUUGGAGGAUGGUACCAGGAUGAAAGGGUUUUCCUUUGGGCACAAUGGCUCUGUAGCUGGGGAACUUGUCUUCAAUACUGGCCUGGUGGGGUACCCUGAGGCCCUAACUGACCCCAGCUACAAAGGUCAAAUCCUGACCUUGACAUACCCCAUUGUGGGAAACUAUGGCGUACCCAACACCCAGGAGCUGGAUGAGCUUGGCCUGAGAAAACACGUGGAGUCKGCAAACAUCCAGGUGUCCGGUCUUCUUGUUCAAGACUACAGCCAUGAAUAUAGCCACUGGAAUUCUGUCAAGUCUUUGGGUCAGUGGCUACAAGAAGAGCAGGUCCCUGCACUGUUCGGAAUAGACACAAGGAUGCUGACCAAGAUCAUCAGAGACRAGGGCACCGUUUUAGCAAAGAUUGAAUUUGAUGGACAGCCUAUAGAAAUAUCUGAUCCCAACCAGAAAAACCUUAUAGCCGAAGUUUCAACCAAGGAAAUCAAAGUUUUUGGAAAAGGGAACCCAAUAAAAGUUGUGGCUGUGGACUGUGGCAUUAAGCAUAAUAUAAUCCGGCUGCUGGUUAAGCGAGGCACAGAGGUCCACCUCGUACCGUGGGACCAGGACUUGCUGAGCUUAGACUAUGAUGGCUUGUUUAUAUCAAAUGGACCAGGAGACCCAUCACUGGCUGAAACACUCAUCAACAAUGUCCGCAAGGUGCUUGAGAGUGAUCKGCCUCAGCCGGUGUUUGGGAUCUGCAUGGGCAAUCAAAUCACRGCUCUGGCAGCAGGRGCAAAGUCAUAUAAACUGCCAAUGGGUAACAGAGGCCAGAACCAGCCAGUGCUGAAUGUGAUGACAGGACAGGCAUUCAUUACAGCGCAAAACCAUGGUUACGGCAUAGACAGCAAGUCCCUUCCAGCAGGCUGGAGCCCACUUUUUGUCAAUGCUAAUGAUGGCACCAAUGAGGGCAUCAUGCACAACACUAAGCCUGUUUUCACGGCCCAGUUCCAUCCGGAGGCUAAGGGUGGUCCCACUGACACUGAGUUUCUAUUUGACACCUUCAUAUCCUUGAUAAAGAAUGGAAAGGACACUAACAUUGUGUCAGUGAUGCCCAAGAACCCCUGCAUCCCCCCCAGAGCACAGGUUUCAAAGGUGCUGGUGCUGGGGUCAGGUGGUCUGUCUAUAGGCCAGGCUGGUGAGUUUGACUAUUCUGGAUCUCAAGCUAUUAAGGCCAUGAAGGAGGAAAACUUGAAGACAGUGCUGAUGAACCCUAACAUAGCAUCUGUUCAAACCAAUGAAGUGGGCUCCAAGCAGGCGGACUCUGUCUACUUCCUGCCAGUGACUCCACAGUUUGUAACAGAAGUGAUUAAAACCGAGCGUCCUGACGGGAUUCUGCUUUCUAUGGGUGGACAGACUGCACUUAACUGUGGAGUGGAAUUAUUUCAGCGUGGCAUUUUGGAGCAGUAUGGGGUGGAAGUCCUCGGGACCCCAGUGGAAUCCAUCAUGGCCACAGAGGACAGGCAACUUUUUGCUGAUAAACUUAUGGAGAUCAAUGAGAAGAUUGCACCCAGCAUUGCUGUGGAGUCAGUGUGUGAUGCCUUGAAAGCAGCGGAGAAAAUAGGGUAUCCGGUGAUGUUACGAUCAGCCUAUGCCCUGGGAGGUCUGGGGUCUGGUCUGUGCGCUAACAAAGAAAAAUUGGAAGAAACUGCCCAGAAGGCCCUGGCCAUGAGCAGUCAGAUUCUGGUGGAGAAAUCUUUACUUGGCUGGAAGGAGGUAGAAUAUGAGGUUGUGAGAGAUGUGGCUGAUAACUGCGUUACGGUUUGCAACAUGGAGAAUUUUGAUCCACUGGGCAUUCACACAGGCGACUCCAUAGUCGUAGCACCAAGUCAAACAUUGUCCAAUGAGGAGUACCACAUGCUCCGUGAGACGGCUAUUAAGGUGGUGCGUCACCUUGGAAUUGUGGGCGAGUGCAACAUCCAAUACGCUCUGCAUCCAUCAUCGCUGGAAUACUGCAUCAUUGAGGUUAAUGCCAGGCUCUCAAGAAGCUCAGCWUUAGCAUCCAAAGCUACUGGUUACCCCUUGGCAUUUGUAGCUGCUAAGCUAGCUCUGGGAAUCCCUUUGCCAGACAUCAGAAACGCCGUAUCAGAGAAGACCACAGCCUGCUUUGAGCCAAGUUUAGACUACAUUGUCACCAAGAUUCCCCGCUGGGACCUGGACCGCUUCCAGGGCAUGUCAUUGGAAAUAGGCAGUGCCAUGAAAAGUGUUGGAGAGGUGAUGGCGGUGGGUCGAACGUUUGAGGAGAGUGUGCAGAAGGCCUUGAGGAUGUGUCAUCCAUCUGUGGAUGGCUUUGUUCCCAGACUGCCACUCAAGAAAGCCUGGGGCAACACACAGAACCUUCAGCAGGAGCUGGCUGUGCCCUCCAGCACCCGCAUCUUCUCCCUUGCCAAGGCGCUGCAUAAGGGUAUGAGUGUUGAUCAGAUUCAUCAGCUCACGGCCAUAGAUAAGUGGUUCCUCCACAAACUUCGCAGAAUAACACAGUUGGAGCAAAACCUUGGAAACUAUAGCAGCGAGACAGUACCCAAGGAGCUGUUAUUGAAAGCAAAGCAGGACGGCUUCUCAGACCAGCAGGUCGGUCAGAUUCUUGGCUGCAAUCAGACAGCUGCUAGAGAGCUGAGGGUCAGUAAUGGCAUCAGACCCUGGGUAAAACAAAUUGACACAUUAGCAGCUGAGUACCCAGCAAUGACCAACUACUUGUACUGCACAUACCAUGGUCAGGAGCAUGACCUGGAAUUUAAAGAUCAGGGCAUCAUGGUUCUUGGUUGUGGACCUUAUCACAUUGGUAGCAGCGUUGAGUUUGACUGGUGUGCAGUGUCCUGUAUUAGGGCCUUGAGACAAAUUGGAAAGAAGACGGUUGUGGUCAACCACAACCCCGAGACUGUCAGCACUGACUUUGAUGAGUGUGAUCGUCUUUACUUUGAAGAGUUGACCCUGGAGCGCAUCCUUGAUAUCACCCAACAGGAGGAGUGUUCUGGUAGUAUUGUGUCUGUGGGAGGUCAGAUCCCUAACAACUUGGCCAUCCCUUUGCACAAGAGUGGAGUAAAGAUUCUGGGGACGAGCCCCCUGCAGAUUGAUCGGGCUGAGGAACGUUCUGUCUUCUCCAGCAUUCUUGACAAUCUUGAAGUGGCCCAAGCUCCAUGGAGGGCACUCAGUUCACUGGAAGAUGCCUUUGCAUUUGCCAACCGGGUGGGCUACCCUUGUUUACUUCGGCCCUCGUAUGUUCUUAGUGGCUCUGCAAUGAAUGUUGUCUACGGGGAGGAAGAAAUGAAACGCUUCUUGGAAGAGGCUACACAGGUUUCCCAGGAGCAUCCAGUUGUCAUCACAAAGUUCAUACGUGGUGCCAGGGAGGUAGAAGUGGAUGCUGUAGCUAACAAUGGCAAGGUCCUUGUCCAUGCCAUAACAGAGCAUGUAGAAGAUGCUGGUGUCCACUCAGGAGAUGCCACCUUAAUGCUCCCGACCCAAACCAUCAGCCAGGGAGCUCUAGAGAAAGUCAAAAUUGCUACCCGGAAAAUUGCACAAGCGUUUGAAAUUUCAGGACCCUUUAACACCCAAUUUCUGGUUAAAGGCAAUGAUGUCAUGGUGAUAGAGUGCAAUCUGCGGGCAUCACGAUCAUUUCCUUUUGUAUCAAAAACAAUCGGUGUGGACUUUAUCAAUGUGGCAACAAAAGUGAUGGUGGGGGAGCCUUUAAACGAGUCCCGCCUGCCUUCACUGGAGAAACCAAUCAUUCCGGUAGACUAUGUAGGAAUCAAGGCACCAAUGUUCUCUUGGCCGCGACUGAGGGAUGCAGACCCUGUUCUUCGUUGUGAGAUGGCUUCCACCGGAGAAGUAGCUUGUUUUGGACCAAACAUUUAUUCAGCCUUCCUGAAGGCCAUCCUCUCCACAGGCUUUAAGCUGCCACAGAAGGGCAUCCUGAUUGGAAUUCAGCAAUCUUUCCGACCGAAUUUCCUUGCCACGGCACAUCAGCUGAAAGAAGAAGGCUUUAAGCUCUAUGCUACUGAAGCCACUUCAGCCUGGUUGUGUGCCAAUGACGUACCUGCCAUUCCAGUAGCCUGGCCAUCUGAAGAAGAAGGAAACACAACAUUGCCCAGUAUAAAAAGAUUGAUCAGUCAGGGUCAUAUUGACCUGGUUGUGAACUUGCCCAAUAACAACACGCGACAUCUGAAGGAUAACUUCCUGAUCCGCAGAAUGGCUGUUGAUCAUGGAGUUCCCCUCAUUACAAAUUAUCAGGUGGUCAAGUUGUUUGCUGAAGCUAUUCGUUAUGCAGGCGUUCUUGACACAACAAGCCUGUUCCAUUACCGACAGAAGGAAAGCCAACCAAAAGGAGCCAGUCAGCGAUGAUGGAGCCUCCUUCCUUUGUGUGCAUCUUUGAUUUAGCUAUAAAAAGAGAUCGUUCCCAAUAUAAUGAGGCUACAGAAGCUCAAAAUGCAUACAUUAGAAUAAAAUAACACCAGAAUCAGAUAAGUUCUUUAAAACAUAAUAAUAUACAGUACUAAAUCUGGUCAGUUGGAUCCUAUGAAUACUUCACGGAAUGCCUGAAUGAAAUUUUUUUAGAAACAACCUCAAACAGAACAGGCUUUUACCAAGAAAGCCCAUUAUAACAUUUACAUUGUGCAUUUGUUACUCUGACAAAAAUUGAUAGUGGGGCAAAUGUUUCCCUGAUAUUUCACAAAAGCCUAAUCAUCAAUUUUUCAAAGAAGUCAGAUGUUAUGGUUGAUUAAAGUUAUGAUCCACUGUUCAGAUGCAAAACAUGGCAGCCAAAAUUUUUGGUAGAUUUUCAAUGGCUAAUUAAUUAAUUUGGUAUGGAUACUUAUUCUUUAGAGAAAAUGGACAGAUCUGUAGUCCGGGAGAAUAUCACUUAAAAAAAUACUAAUAAUAACCACUCACGUCUUAAUCAUUCACAUUUUCCUGAACUACUGAAUUAAGCACGUUUCUUUUUAAGACUUACUUUUGCUCCCAAUUGAGAUCUUGUUUAUAAUUUUUUUUAUGUGUGUGAGAUGAUACAACCACUGUAGAUAAGCUAGCUGUGUGCGCAUGUUUUUUUAAUUUAUUUUAUCCUAUUUCAAUCAAUUAUAGGAAGAUAAUUUACAUUUUAAGAAUUUCAAGUGGGGAAUUCUAGCCCUGUGAUCUGGUUAAAUAUUUAGAUGUGGUUUGUGUAUAGCAUUUAUUUUAUUUAUAAAAUUACCUUUUAUGUAAACAAACCUCAACACAUUUAAAUUUCCACAAAUAAGCAAUGGUAUCCGAGUUACUAAUUACUUUGUUUUCUUCACCGUUUGUGUGUUUGACCCCAAAAUAAUUUCUCACAUUCUCAAAUUUCCAUAUUUAUAACCGAGACUGUUUUGGAGAAAAUGAAUAUGGAAUAAAAUUUGAUUACUUUCCCUCCCA